Messenger RNA from Polistes canadensis, 6240 nucleotides. It is a transcript of the gene Zir, whose product is annotated as dedicator of cytokinesis protein 7. Gene Ontology annotation, molecular function: guanyl-nucleotide exchange factor activity. Lineage: Eukaryota; Metazoa; Arthropoda; Insecta; Hymenoptera; Vespidae. The record is from RefSeq and is a predicted model, not a curated record. Gene Ontology annotation, biological process: positive regulation of GTPase activity; small GTPase-mediated signal transduction. The transcript is spliced from 21 exons. Bases 161 to 6145 code for a protein of 1994 amino acids.
UUUAAAGAUGGAAGGAGAUGUAGGUGUAGACAUGUAGGUGACAGUGAUAUUUAAUUAUGAAUUUGUUAAUGAAAGUAGUAUAAAUAAUUAUUAGAUAGAAGGAUCUGUGGAUAUUAAUUUAAUAAUUUUAUCAAAAGAGGGUUUCACAAAGACAUUUAUAAUGUCUUCGGUUCAACGAGCUUUUGCUCACAAGUUGAGCAAACAGCAUGCGGCAGAUGUAAGACGACAAAUUGCUACCUCUACCUCGUAUUCACGAGACUUAUCGAAAAGUGGUAGUAGUAUUUCAGGUUUUUCUUCAACUAUGUCUCUAUGCGAAGUACUUGAACCACUUGAUUAUGAAGAAUUUCUUGUACAACAUCAAUCGGUUUUAGACAGAGAUCCAUUAAGACCGAUAUUAGAUUUUCCUCUCGAAGAUGUUGAGCUUAGGAUUGUAAAACGAAAAAUUCGAACAGAAGAACCGAUAGUGCCAUAUGAAUCAUUGGAUACAGUGUCACCUUAUGUCAGAAGAUGUAUCGAAAGUUUUACUUCAGAUUGGGUUAUGGUACAUAGAAAGUACAGAGGAAGAGUAUCUCCCAUCGCUAGAGAUAGAUUACUUCAAGAUACACCCAGACAGGAUUUUGAAGUAGAUCAAGAAUAUACAAAUGGUUCUGGAUCGCCAAACGAAGAAGAAGACUCAUCAAAUUGUGGAGAUACACCAAGAGGUUCUUGGGCAAGUUUGGAUUUAAGACAUUCUCAACAUGAUCCACUUCUUCCAAGCUUAUUGGAUAGAGUUUGUCCAGAAACGAUUGAUCAAAUGAAUGAACAAAAACGUUCAGAGGAUAGACAAGAAGCAUUAUUUCCAUUGUAUGCUCUUCCAACUUCUCCUGACGAUGAAUGGCAAGAAAUUAAUGCUGCCCCUGAACCAUCUGAUCCUUUUUCUCAUAAAAUUCUUAUAAAAUGUCUUCAAUUAAAAUUGGAGUUAGAAGUUGAACCAAUAUUUGCUAGUCUUGCAUUAUACGAUGCUAGAGAAAAGAAAAAGGUUUCAGAAAAUUUCUAUGUGGAUAUGAAUUCGGAAGGUUUAAAAAGAAUGCUUGGAGGACAUAUAGCUUACAGCGACGCUAGUACAUUAGCUAGAAGUUGCGUUAUGAGUAUUAGUAAACCAAGUCCUGAUUUAUUUUUGGUUGUCAGAUUAGAAAAAGUAUUACAAGGUGAUAUUUCUGAAUGUGCCGAACCAUAUUUACGCGAGGAUAAGAAUAAGGAAAAAGUAAGAGCAGCUGCUGUAGCAGCAUGUGAUCGAUUGGGUCGUUACAGGAUGCCAUUUGCAUGGACUGCAAUUCAUUUAUCUGGAGUUAUAAAUGGUGGUGGUGGUGAUACAGAUAACACUGGUAGUGCAGGUUCAUUAGACAGAAAGUCAGGUGGUUUAGAACAAUGGCGAAAAAAAGUAGAAACUCCAACUCGACGAGGUUCAUUAGAAAGACGCAGUUCUGAUAAAAGAAGAAGUUGGUCACCUGACGAUUUUGCUAACUGCCUUGAUACUUUCAGGCCUAUUACAUUGAAAGUUUCAAGUUUUUUCAAACAAGAAAGUGAACGAUUAAGAGACGAAGAUUUAUAUAAACUUCUAGUUGAAUUACGUCGUCCAGGUUCUAAUUUGAAACGAUUAAAAUGUAUACCAGGAAUUUUAAAAUUAGAUCUUAGUCCAAGACCUGAGGAAUUACCUAGGUGUCUUGAUGUUGAUCUUAGAAGAUUGAUACCGUAUCCAGACGAAAAAAGCCGACCCGUUAAAGAAAUACUUGAAUUUCCUAGCGAAGUUAUUUCUCCAGAUUUAACAUAUCGUAAUUUACUUUACGUUUAUCCAAAGGAGGUAAACUUCAGUUCUAGAACAGGAUCAGCACGCAAUAUAACUGUUCGUAUUCAGCUUAUGGGCGGUGAACAAGAAGCAGACGCAUUAACAGCUAUAUUUGGAAGAUCUUCUUGUCCUGAAAUGACACACGAGUGUUUUACAUCUGUUUCCUACCAUAACAAAAACCCAAAUUUUUAUGAUGAAGUGAAGAUCAGACUUCCUGCUGAUUUAGGUGCUAAGCAUCAUUUAUUGUUCACUUUUUAUCACAUUAGUUGUCAGAAAAAAGCUGAACAGCCGAAUGUUGAAACGGCUGUAGCUUAUACGUGGCUACCACUUUUAAGAGAUGGACACCUUCAAUCUGGUGAAUUUAGUCUGCCUGCAAUGUUAGAUCCACCUCCAGCAAAUUAUUCUUAUAUCGCUCCUGAUGUUCUAUUACCAGGAACUAGAUGGGUAGAUGCUCAUAGAGGAGUUUUCACAGUUAUAUUAGAACCAGUAUCCAGUGUACAUCCACAAGAUAAAUAUAUCGACAGAUUCUUAUCACUUUGUGGCUUCUUGGAAACUGGACAAGUACCACCACGUAUUGGAGAGGCAGGAAUGGAAUCAGAGUUAAAAUCAGCUCUUAUGGAAUUAGCACGAGCUUCUCCUUCUGCCUUGGUUCGCUCGUUACCACAAUUGUUAGACCAAUUAAUUGCGCUUUUAGUGCGACCACCUACAUUACCAUCUCAGUCAUUAAAUGUAGCAGCUACUAUUUUUGAGGCUCUAGGUCUUUUAGUUCGUAAAAUAACGAAUUUACCAGAUGGUCAAGUUGAUGCACAUGGAAGACAUGCAUUGCUAGCUACAUACAUAGCAUAUCAAUGCUCAUUACCUACCACAUCUCAAACGCCAGGAGUCAUGAGAGCCCAAAGUAAUCCUGACUUACCUGUGGAGGAUUUAGAAAUGGAAGUUCAUUCUCGAGGAUUAGAUAGAACUGCAUCAAUGAGACAGGAAUCGCCGUCAAUAAACAGUCAACCAUCUAGAAGACUACUACAUGAAGAAAUAGCGUUACAUUGGGUGGUUUCCACCGGACAGGCACGAGAAUUAGCAAUAACUCAUUCUUGGUUCUUCUUAGAAUUAAUAGUUCGUUCUAUGGUUGUAACAUUGUCGGAAUUGGAUAUCUUGGAAGCACCAAGAAAAUCGAGAUUUUCGCCACAAUUUUGUGACGACAUAGCAACACUUGCUGCAGCUCUAACAUCAGAAGUUAUUUCACGGUGUGGGAAAGAAAAUCGUGUAGCAUCUAAUUUAGUUUCAAGUCUCGGCAAUUUUCUCUCCGAUUUAUUGUCCGUUAUGGAUAGGGGAUUUGUAUUAUCUCUCGUUCGUGCUACAUGUUGUUCUCUGUCAGAUGCGUCUAUGCAUAUUCCUGACUCUGCUGCUCUUUUUGCAUUGAAACUUGAUCUUGUAAGAACAGUAUGUUCGCACGAACAUUACGUAUCUCUGAAUCUUCCAUUUGGUACUGGAUAUACAUCAGGAUCAGCACCAGCAUCUCCUAGCCCAUCCACCGGUAGUUCUGGAAGUUUAAUAUCUACUCUCGUUCCUGGAGAUCGAGCUAGAUUCUCUGAAUUGAGUCAAGAAUUUCGACAACAACAUUUCUUAGUUGGACUAGUUUUAUCCGACUUGGCAAACACUUUGGAAAUACCAAAUCCAAUGUUACAAAAUAAAGCUAUUGGCACGAUUCGUUAUCUUAUGGGUUGUCACGAUGUCGAUCCUAGAUACUCUGAACCUGCAGCAAAAGCUAGAGUUGCUGCUUUGUAUCUUCCACUUUUGAGCAUCAUUAUGGAUGCUUUGCCUCAAUUAUAUCAUUGGGAUUCUAAAGAUAAAAGUGUUUAUCCAGAUGAAUCGGGAUCUAUUACACAAUCUGUUGCAUUGGCUAUAGCUGGUGGAGCAUCUGCUGAUACUGCAGGAUCACAAUGUCGUGUUUCGUUAAGUUCAGAAGCAACAAGGCAUCUUCUUAUGUGUGCUCUGUGGAUACUUAAGGGUUUAGAGAAAAGUGCACUUGGACAAUGGUGUUCAGAAUUAAGUUCCAGACGCGUUUUAAGUAUAUUACAAGUUUUAAAUAUCGCAACGGCAGCUUUUGAGUAUAAGGGUAAAAAAGCUUUGAAAAGAUUACCACCACAAGCUGCCGCUACUAGCGAUAUCCGUUCAAGGCUAGAAGAUGUUAUACUUGGUCAAGGUAGUGCUAGAAGUGAAAUGAUGUUGCGCAGAAAAGAGAGAGCAAGUGGCGAUAAAUUGAGAUGGAGAAAAGAUCAAAUGCCUUAUAGAUCAUGUGAACAACCAGAGGGAAGAGCAGUGGAGCAAGAUGCUCACAUAGAAGGUGCCUUAGCAGCUGAAGCUUCACUUGUAGUUCUAGAUACUUUAGAGGCAGUUGUACAAGCAGAUGGAGGAGGAGGCGCAGUAGUUGGAGCUGUACUGAAGGUGUUAUUAAGAGCAUUAGCUAGAAAUCAAAGCACAUCGGUACUUCAGCAUAUGUUUAAUACUCAACGUGCUUUAGUUUUUAAAUAUCAUAGCGCUCUUUUUGACGAGGAAAGUGAAAGAUGUGGCGAUUUAUGUUUAACAUUACUUACAAGGUGUAGUUCACCUUUAAGUGCUAUUAGAAGUCAUGCAGCAGCCAGUUUAUACUUAUUAAUGAGACAAAAUUUCGAAAUCGGAAACAAUUUUGCAAGAGUUAAAAUGCAAGUUACGACAUCGUUGUCGGCUCUAGUUGGUAGGGGAAGAGCACCUAGCGAAGGAGCUCUUAGAAGAGCGUUGAAAACAGUAUUGGUAUAUGCAGAACGUGAUACAGAAUUAGCUGACACAAGUUUUCCCGAGCAAGUUAAAGAUUUGCUUUUUAAUUUGCAUAUGAUACUAUCAGAUACUGUUAAAAUGAAAGAAUUUCAAGAAGACCCAGAAAUGCUUUUGGAUUUAAUGUAUAGAAUUGCAAAAGGAUAUCAAGGAUCACCAGAUCUAAGAUUAACUUGGCUAGCAAACAUGGCACAACAACACAUGGAACGAAAAAAUCAUACAGAAGCUGCAAUGUGUCUCGUACAUAGUGCAGCACUUGUAGCGGAAUACCUUCAUCUUUUGGAACCAGGUGGUGGUGGUAGACCAGUGGGAGCUGUUGCUUUAAGCCCAGUAACACCAAAUGCUUUAGAAGAGAGUGCUGUUGGUGACGAUGUUUUAGCGAGAAGAGAAGAGGGUUUGUGUUUAGGACCAGAUUUUUCUGAGAGUGGUUUAGCGGGUCUCUUGGAACAUGCUGCAAGUUCUUUUCAAGCUGCUGGAAUGUAUGAAGCUAUUCCUGAUGUAUACAGAGUAUUAUUACCGAUAGCUGAAGCUGCACAUGACUACAAAAAACUAGCAAAUAUUCAUGGAAAACUUCACGAAGCUUAUACACGCGUUGAACAAUUAGCUGGAAAACGUGUAUUUGGCACGUAUUUUAGAGUUGGAUUUUAUGGAGCACGAUUUGGUGAUCUUGCUGGCGAGGAAUUUGUUUAUAAAGAACCAACGUUGACUAAACUUCCUGAGAUAUUCUCAAGAUUAGAAAAUUUUUAUGCCGAGCGAUUUGGUACCGAAAAUAUAGUUAUAAUCAAAGAUUCGAAUCCUGUAGAUCCAACGAAGUUAGAACCUGACAAAGCAUACGUUCAAAUUACUUACGUUGAACCGUACUUUGAGUUGCACGAACUUAGACACAGACCUACUGUGUUUCACAGAAAUUUUAAUAUAAAACGUUUUGUUUAUGCAACACCAUUUACACCUGGGGGUAAAGCACAUGGCGAGCUCAGAGAACAGUGCAAACGUAAAACAAUAUUAACAGUGGCAACGCAUUUUCCUUAUUUGAAAACAAGAAUUCGAGUUGUUGCUAGAAAGCAGAUAGUAUUAAGUCCUAUUGAAGUUGCUAUCGAAGAUAUACAAAAGAAGACAGCUGAGGUUGCAGCAGCCACAGCUCAAGAACCACCAGAUGCAAAAAUGUUGCAAAUGGUUCUUCAGGGAUGUAUAGGCACAACUGUUAAUCAAGGUCCUGCGGAAGUAGCGGUUGUUUUUCUUUCAGGAUUACGAGAACAAAAUGCACAGCCUUCGAGGUUGCAGCAUAAAUUACGUUUAUGCUUCAAAGAUUUUUCCAAAAGAUGUCUUGAUGCUUUACGCAGAAAUAAGAAUUUGAUAGGUCCAGAUCAACGUGAUUAUCAGCGAGAGUUAGAAAGGAAUUAUCAAAGAUUGACCGAAAGAUUGGCACCACUUAUUGCGUGGAGCGGACCGUCCUUAGGCAUGCAGUCGAUUACACCAGCAGCAACAUCCCAUUGCAGAAAGUCCAUAUCCUAACACUUACCGUCUGAUGUUUUUUGCAACAACAUUGUGCGUUCAAAAGUUGGCCAAACAAGGGUUCCACAUUAUCUGUCCUUUUACAUGCAUCGACG